AUGAGUGGUGUUGAAUAUGAAGCAGGAAGGGAUGAGUGGAGAAGAGAAAUAAGUAGUCUUUUGUUUUGGAUAGAGCGUUUGUUUCUAAUUCUAGUUUUGGUGUUCCCAACAUAUUUGACACUUCUCAUCGUCCCUCUCAUUCUCUCCACUACUCUUUUGGCAUUACCCUUCUUCUUAUUCUUCUGUCCUCAUCUCUCUUCCGUUGGACCAUCUGGUAUUGGAGGAUUCUGGCUGUUUCUAUUGGACCGCUCCACGUUUUACUUAGGCCUUGAGUACUCUAAACUGUUGGCUAAAGGAUUUGAGCUCGCCUUCCUUUGGCGCCUCACCGUUUUCCUCUCCCUCGUGGUCCACUCCAUUUACAUCGCCGACCACCUCCUUAGAUCUCAUCCUCCUCCGGCUCCGACUUCCACCGAUGAAGGUGAUGUGAGCAAGGAACUUAAGGAGCUAGUGGAAGAUGGGAAGAAGAUGAUGACAGAUAUGGAGCACAUGAUCCACUCAGGUCUUGAAACUCUUCGACGUGAUGAUGGCAAGACAUAUAAUGCGGAUGUUGUGAAGUGCCCAGAGCUUGCAACUCAGAGAGACAGCAUCCUGGCAGAGCUCCUAGAUGACCUGAGAUCUAAAGUCGACGAGGAUAUCAGAUCUUCGAGACAAUAUUUCAACAAGGACGUGAAAUCUGUCGCCGACCAACUCCACGAGACCUACCUUGUCGUCCAAGAAACCGCCAAAGACGCCAAGGCUAGAGCCGACAAGGCCCACGAGACCUACCGUGUGCAAAGCAAGAGAGGGAUGAUAAGAGGAGAGGACGUGGAGGGGUUUGUGGAGCUAAAGGAGCAAGUGCGGAGAAUAUCGGUAGAGGCGGAGAUAGCGGCGGAGGAGCUCUCACGUGUGGAGGCGGGGAUCCAGCAAUGGGAGGAGGACAAUGCCCACUACUUAGCCUCCCUCCCUCUCUUAUAUUGCAAUCAUAACUAA
This is a messenger RNA of Thlaspi arvense, 969 nucleotides long. Lineage: Eukaryota; Viridiplantae; Streptophyta; Magnoliopsida; Brassicales; Brassicaceae. The record is from the annotation of a GenBank genome assembly.